Molecule: messenger RNA, 2562 nt
Organism: Musa acuminata AAA Group (dessert banana)
Lineage: Eukaryota; Viridiplantae; Streptophyta; Magnoliopsida; Zingiberales; Musaceae
Product: putative pentatricopeptide repeat-containing protein At3g01580
Exons: 1
Coding region: 9-2324 (771 amino acids)
Biological process (GO): RNA modification
Cellular component (GO): intracellular membrane-bounded organelle
Molecular function (GO): RNA binding; protein binding
Source: RefSeq, a predicted model, not a curated record
GACCAUAAAUGGACCUUUUCGUUCCCGCCACGAGUAGCACAAACAUGAUUAGCUCAUAUCCUCUGUUCUCUUCCGAAUCCUUAAACCCCGUUAAGCUCCGAGCUUCGCAUCAGCCUCUCCAUCCUCAUCCAAAAUGGACCAAACUCCCUUCAAACCCCACUUCUCUGUCACCAAAAAAUUGCAUUCCCACUGCCCCACUCCCGCAGAAGACCCGCCCGACCGUCUCGCCAACCUCUGUCGAGAGAUUGAAGCAAGCAGUAGCAUCGAAGACGCAUUCCGAGGCUCUGGAUCUGUAUCUCCAAAUCAAACGUCAAGGAAUCGAACUGGGGGUUGUUCUCGAGACCAGGCUGAUCGAUUUGUUUAUGAAAGUUGAACGCGUAGAUGAUGCUUUUCUGGUGUUCGACGAAAUGCCUGAGAGGAACGUUGUCACGUGGACUUCGAUGAUUUCUGGGUGCGUCCGAAAUGGCUAUGGAGAAUUGGGGCUUCACCUUUUCGUCGAUAUGCUCGACUCUGGUGUGCUUCCCAAUGAUUUUGCAGUCAAUGCUGCCCUCCAGGCCUGCACUGAUACGGCAGCUGCUGAGCCUGGAGAGCAGCUGCAUUCGCUGAUCGCCCGCUCUGGUCUUGGGGAUGAUCGCUGGACUGCCAGUUGUCUGAUCGAGUUCUAUUCGAGAUGUGGGUUGAUUGACAAAGCUAAGUCAGUCUUUGAUGGGAUUACAGAUCCUGAUGUGGUGAGUUAUACUUCACUAAUUUCAGGAUAUUGUAGGAAUAAUGUGUUAGAAUCUGCGGUUGGAGUGUUUGAUCAAAUGGUGAGACAAGGGAUCGAGCCAAAUGAGCAUACUCUUACAAGUAUCUUAACAGCAUGCGGACCACUUCUUGGUGAACAGAUCCAUGCUUUCAUGAUCAAAACCAUGAUCAUCAACAGUGUUUAUUCUGCGAGUGCUUUGAUUGAUUUUUACUCGAGGAAUUUUGAGUUUACUCGGGCUAAAUUGGUGUUUCAACAAUUGGAACCUAAGAAUGUUGUCACUUGGAGCUCGAUGAUCUCAUGCUGUCUUCGGAAUGAGCAACCAGAGGAAGCCUUGAGAGUAUUCAAUGAUAUGGUUAGUGCAGGCAUACAACCUAAUGAGUUCACUUUUUCAACUAUUAUUGGAGCUUGUGGAUUACCUCAAGAGUUAGCUAAGUUGGGAUUGCAGCUCCACUGCUUGGCGAUCAAGUGUAAGUUAACCUCUGAUAUCCGAGUGUCUAAUGCUUUGCUGACCAUGUAUGCUAGAUGUGGUAAGAUUGAAGAGCUAGAGAAGGUGUUUGUGAAAAUUGAGGCACCUGAUACUGUCUCCUGGACUGCUGCUAUCUCUGGUAAUUUCCAGAAUGGAUGUGAUGACAGGUCCAUUGAAUUACUUCGCCACAUGCAUAGGGAAGGACACAAACCUAACGAGUAUGGAUUAUCUAGUGCCAUAAGUUCUUGUGCAAAUCUUGCCUUACUCGAUCAAGGAAGGCAACUUCAUUCUCUUUCACUAAAGUUAGGGUGUGACCACGAUGUUUGCAUGGGGAAUUCACUGAUCAGUAUGUAUGCCAAGUGCGGCUGCAUCAAGGAUUCAGAACUGGUAUUUGACAACAUGCAUACUCAUGAUAUAUUGUCAUGGAACUCAUUAAUUCAUGGCUAUUCAUAUAAUGGGCAUGGGGUAGAGGCCCUCGAAGUAAUUGAUAAGAUGUUAGAGAGCAGCUGUAGCAUUCCAGAUGACUCUACGUUUCUAGGGAUUUUGGUUGGGUGUAAUCAUGCAGGUUGUGUUGAUGAAGCAGUUAGAUAUUUCAAGAUGAUGAAUGAUCACUAUGGCAUUAUACCCUCUGCCUCACAUUAUGCAUGCAUGAUUGACAUGAUGGGUCGAGCUGGAAGACUCGAAGAGGCACAUCAUAUAAUUGAGCAGAUGCCAUUUGAGCCAGAUAUUACUAUGUGGAAGGCGCUAUUAGGAUCUUGUACAUUGCACAGGAAUCUAGAACUAGGAAAACUUGCUGCAGAGAAGAUUUUCGAGCUGACCCCAACAGACAGCGCAAGCUAUGUGCUUCUCUCAAACUUGCAUGCUUUGCAUGGUGAAUGGCAGGAGGCAGAGAGAGUAAGGAGAAAAAUGGAUGAGAAUGAAGUCCAGAAAGCAGCAGGAUGGAGUUGGAUCCAGAUUAACAAUGAGGUACAUGCUUUUGUUGCAAGAGAUAAGUCUCAUCCUAAAUUUGCAUUAAUCUAUGAGAGAUUGGAAGAACUCUUUAAGAUAAUAAAGGAUGAGAGAUAUUCAUCUCAAACUAUUGAUGCAAAUGAGCUUGAAACUACAAAUUUAUAAAAAUAUAUUUAUUGAUUUUGUUGUCAAUUGGAGAAUCAUAUGAUGGAUUUGCAGGCUAAGCAUGCAACCCAAAUUGCAUAUGAUCUUACUGGUAUACCUUAGCAAAUUGGACAUGCAAUUUCAAGAUCUGCAGUCACAGGACUAGGAUGUCUCAUACAUGGAAAAAUGGCACAUAAUCUAGUGAAUUCUUCUUUUGUAGUAUCUAUAAUUCCGAAAAGAAAGAAAACAGUGAUUUUGA